Messenger RNA from Peniophora sp. CBMAI 1063, 396 nucleotides. The record is from the annotation of a GenBank genome assembly. Lineage: Eukaryota; Fungi; Basidiomycota; Agaricomycetes; Russulales; Peniophoraceae.
AUGAAGAAGCGGACACACGACCCAGACUCGGACGCCACAUCCUCCGCGCCCACCUCGAAGCGUCAAAAGAUGGACGUCGACCUCAGCCCGCUCCCACCGGCCGAGCUGGCGCUCGCGUUACCGGGCCUCUUGACGCGUCCGCCCACUCACCCCCAGCACGCCGCCGGCCUCUCGCUCUCGCGCGCGGCGCUGCACAACCUCCUCUCUUCACCCUCGAACCUCUCAACGGGAUCUCUAACGCGCGCAUGGCUCUCCCUGGCCGAACUAUCCAUCCAAUCCCUCCCCCUCCUCCUGCCCUCAUCCGACGAAGAAGAAUCAACGACAGCCGAGAUUGACCGCGCACUCUCCCAAGGCUUUGCCCUCGCGCCGAAGAACGAGAAUGAUCGCGUCAAGUAA